Molecule: messenger RNA, 993 nt
Organism: Perkinsus marinus ATCC 50983
Lineage: Eukaryota; Perkinsozoa; Perkinsida; Perkinsidae
Exons: 7
Coding region: 1-993 (330 amino acids)
Source: RefSeq, a predicted model, not a curated record
AUGGCACUACUACACAGUGAUCCACUCCUGGCCAUCGAGCAAGCGAUGGCCAUGCCCAACAUCGACAUCUUCGAUGUUCCCGAAGAGGGUAUGGGCCGGAAGUGCAAACGGAGGAAGAUGUUAGUGUACUUCCUACACAUGAAGAGCUAUGGUGGUAGCAAGGUUCGUGUCACUAGGCCGACUAGUCGCUUCAAUGACAACAAACGGUGUGGUGGUGUCCAUUGUGAUGCUCGUCAACCUGGUGAGAAGGCCUGCGGUUGCACUGGUACGCCGCGUCGUAAUCACUGGGCAUCGACGUUGUUGUUGGAGGCCGAGGUGGAGGAUGGGAGUCCCUUGGAUGGUAUCCAAUUCGAAAUCACAUCAACGCGCUUAUCCUUGCUAUUUGCUACACAAAGGGCGAGAAUGAUGCCUGUUGCUGAUAUCGACCCCAUCAACUACGCCGACAUCACUGAGCAGCUGGUUGAUUUUAUCAACCGAUCGGGAGGUUGGACCCUUACCAUCUGGAAGAAGUCUUCUGCCUCUGAGGACUCUGCCCCCCGCCCCCCCAAGUAUCACCUCGUCAAACUCAUACCAACAGGCCUGACCGACCAGCAGCAACAGGAUUGUGAUCGCAUGAAGUAUAACGGCGAGCAGCGGCGACAGAAUCAGGGAGGUGCUGCUCAGCAGGGGCACAAUGACAGACAAGAUAAUGCACCACCACCACCACCACCUCCAGCACUACAACAACAACAGCAACGUGGACGACAACAACAAGAUGGACAACAACAACAUGGACAACAACAACAUGGACAACAACAACAUGGACAACAACAACAUGGACGACAACAACAACAACAACAGCAACAACCCCCAAACCAGCUACCACAAGAAGAAGAACUGCAGCAGCGAUUGAGGCGGCAGCUACAACAACAACAGGAGGAUCAACAAUCACAGCAAUCGGUACACAAUAAUGGUGAUGGUGAUGGCAAUAACGUGAGUGAUCUCGAAGAUUGA